Phragmites australis (common reed) is the source of this 928-nucleotide messenger RNA. Its product is annotated as CASP-like protein 2U1. The transcript has 3 exons. The record is from RefSeq and is a predicted model, not a curated record. The coding region runs from base 72 to 620 and encodes 182 amino acids. Lineage: Eukaryota; Viridiplantae; Streptophyta; Magnoliopsida; Poales; Poaceae.
GUGAACCUCCACUCACUCUCUCUCUCCCUCUCUGGAACUUUGCUUCUCUCUGAUUGCUUCACAGCAACACCAUGGGUGGUAAUGUGGAGAGGAAGGUGAAGGUGGCGGAGGUGGCGCUGAGGGCCCUCCUCUGCGGGCUGGGAGCCCUGGCGGCGACGCUGGUGGCUACCGACAGCCAGACCAGGAUGUUCUUCUCCCUCCAGAAGAAGGCCAAGUUCACCGACAUGAAGGCCUUGGUGUUCUUGGUGGUGGCCAAUGGCGUGGCCGCCGGGUACAGCCUGCUGCAGGCGGCGAGGUGCGCGGUGGCCAUGGCGAGGGGCUCCCGGCUCCUGAACAGGGCCCUGGCCUGGUCCAUCUUCUCCUGCGACCAGGCGCUGGCCUACGUGAUGCUGGCGGCGGUGGCGGCGGCGCUGCAGGCCUCGGUGAUCUCGAAGCGCGGCCAGCCGGAGCUGCAGUGGAUGGGGAUCUGCAGCCUUUACGGCGCGUUCUGCAGGCAGGCCGGCGGGGGCAUCGCCAGCGCCGUCGCCGCGGGCCUCGCCGCCGUGCUGCUCGCCUUCGUGUCGGCGUUCAACCUGUUCAGGCUCUACGGCGGCGCUGGGAAGAAUGGCGCGACGUGGUAGCUUAAUGUAGCGCAUCUUCGGUGCUUCGAGGUGCCCCUAUUGCAACAUUGGAGAGAUGCUCGUGUGCGUGCUUCUUUUCCUUAGAGAUGCUACAUGACAGACUGCAGCAUCAUACAAAUCUUGCAUAGAUAGGAGGGUUGUUUAGGAAUUUGUAGGAUUUUAGUUCAAAUAUGAUAACGUGGACUUGGCUUUGGUGUUGCAAAGAACUUUUGACUUCCGUCGAACACAGCUUUCCCAGUUUUCAAUUGCCUGAGAAUUUCUUAUCUCCCGUCGUCAACCUAAAAUUGUAAUUAAUAGCUUAGAAUUGC